Mycena citricolor is the source of this 735-nucleotide messenger RNA. The record is from the annotation of a GenBank genome assembly. NCBI's taxonomy places the organism in Eukaryota, Fungi, Basidiomycota, Agaricomycetes, Agaricales, Mycenaceae.
AUGAACUUUCCUCCACCCAUCAUCAUGUUCUCGGACCUCGAAUGCGACUACAUCAACCCCAUUGACCUAUGUAAUAAACUGAACCAGUUCGUUCUGCCUGAAAACAUUGCCCAUGCCUUCCUCGCAACACUUUUCCUGCUUUCCGGUCAAUGGACUGCGUUCCUCCUGAACGUUCCCCUCGUCGCCUUUAAUGCCAACAAGAUACGAAACAAGAAUCACAUGUACGACGCGACGGAGAUCUUCAGAACCAUUACUGGUCACAAGAAGGAGAGCUUCAUCAAGCUCGGAUUCUAUCUUCUCUCAUUUUUCUACUAUCUCUAUCGCAUGAUUGUGGCUUUGAUCGCGGACAGCGAGUAGAUUUCGAAGGAUGGGGCAAACAUUGAAGGGAUUUGGGUUGUUCGGUCGCUUCAAUGUACAGAGUAAAUUCUACUCAAGAUCAGCUCCAGAUGUAAUGGACUACGAUUUUUUUCAUGAGAAUGCUUUCCUCAAACACUGAGAAGAAAUGCACAUGCAUAGAGAUAGGAUUUGAGCGCUUAGAGCCAUUGAAGUUUGAUUCUACGGACAAUGCAGGAAAUAUUCGAACUACCGACCCUCGUCGAUCCUGGGAAUACAGACGACGAAAUGGGUGCUAAGAUGUCCUUUUGUUCGGGACACGGCCUGACACUCGAACGCCCGCGUAGAAAUUGGCAGGCAUGAGCAACAAUGGGGAAAAUGGAUGGCCGUGCCGCCGCACUA